ACAUAAGUAUACACAUGGAAUCUGAAAAAAGAAUGGAUGAUAAAUCAUCGCGUUCUAUCGAUAUUGUCAGCUCGAUUCUUUCUAAUCCUGAAAAUAUUCUUGAUGUAAAAGAUUCGCUUCAAAGUGGUGUUGUAAUCCCAACAGAAGUAGUCAAUGAGACAAAGAACAGAACUAAAAAUCAGGUACAAGGCGAGAUCAUAUUUCCUGGGAAUAUUAAUUUUUCGCCUUUCGACUUGAAUUCUGAAACUGUGUAUGAUGAAUACGAGGAAGACAAGGAUCUUAUACCAUACAAAUUACCGAAGACAAAAAAACUACCAACUCUUUCAUCACUGUUACGUGAAUGGCGUGCGACACAGGUAUCAGUUGUUGCACACGUUUUGCAUAAAGAUUUUAUUAAGAUAAAAGAUAAUUACAUCGUUUGGUCAAUUUAGCCUAAACCUAUACAGAUUG
Vollenhovia emeryi is the source of this 450-nucleotide messenger RNA. RefSeq lists its product as uncharacterized. The transcript has 4 exons. Lineage: Eukaryota; Metazoa; Arthropoda; Insecta; Hymenoptera; Formicidae. Bases 15 to 431 code for a protein of 138 amino acids. The record is from RefSeq and is a predicted model, not a curated record.